Cucurbitaria berberidis CBS 394.84 is the source of this 570-nucleotide messenger RNA. RefSeq lists its product as uncharacterized. The record is from RefSeq and is a predicted model, not a curated record. Lineage: Eukaryota; Fungi; Ascomycota; Dothideomycetes; Pleosporales; Cucurbitariaceae. The transcript has a single exon. The coding region runs from base 217 to 516 and encodes 99 amino acids.
GACGGGCAAAUCCAUCAUCUCGCUCGUAAACCUCGUCACGAUGAUCGGACCGUAUCUCGCUGACUGGAAGUACGUUCUAGUUGCGUUAUCCCAUCUCCCUUCAUUUCCCUCGUGUUCUUCCCUCCCAAACCCUAUUAGCUAACCAUCCCCAAAAGUGAAACACACAUCUACAACCCCAAUUGGCCCCCACACGCACGCUACCACAACGGCCAAACAAUGUCCAUGGGCCUCUUCAUCGGCCUAAUCACAUGGUACACUCUGUACUUCCUGCUACCCAGCAUUCAGUCCCCUCUUCUCCAACUGGCGCAUUUGCACUGGGUCGUGGUGCUGCAGAGCUUGAUUUAUAUUUCGAGUUUGACGGGUAUUCUGUAUCCCGGCGCCCUGUGGAUGGAUCCGCAGUUUGGCGAGGGCAGUCCACAACUUUAUGGGUUCCCGGUUUUUGUGGGACUUGCGUGGGUGGGGUGGUAUAUUGAGAGGCAACGGCUACUGCGAGUAGUGCUGAAGAGGACACAAUAGUCUUUAUUAUCGCAAGGUUGACGAUUUUGGUAAUGAGAUAGCAGGGUUGGAGGU